AUCCAUCUUAUUCAAAGCUUAGUGCGACCUUUUUCAUCACUGUUCUUCAAGAAAACAUGUUUGAUACAGCAAAACACCUGUUGAUCAUCUAAAAUGAUUGCUUCUUUGUACUUCACUUCACCAUCCUGCCUGUCUCUUCCACAUUAUCAUGCACUUUUUGUAGCGUGUAAUCAAAGGAGACGGGAUCAACUCCAGCAGCAUGUCAAAUCAAACACCAUUAACAAUUUACGGCAAAGACGUGAAGAAAUUGGCGUCUCCGAUCACUGCAUCUGCCAUGAUUGGGGUCUUUUUUCUCCGAUCACUGCAUGAGCCACGAUUGGGACUCUUUUUUCAUACUGGAAUUUCGACCACCAAGAUCCUUUUCCAAAUAUGGUCCUGAGCAUCCGGGUGGGGCGUGGCAUUUCCAUUGAAAACACAAGAAAGAUCAGCAUCACAUGGGGAAGUGGGGAAGGGGGGCCAGAGGACAGGUAGCUUCUUCCUUGAGGUCUAUCCUGCUCUAGUACUGGGUCAUUUUUCUGCCGUAUAUAUCCUACAUGGCCCCAGAGGAAUCGACAUUGAAUAUCAUAUCUCCCUCCCUCUUCAUCUCUAGCUGCACUUGAUAUAAGUGCAGAAACUUGAAUCCUAUGAAUACAUUGGCAAUGGCAACUACUGCUCCAUUGCUCAAAGCAUGUAUUCUUUUCGCAAUAUGCCAACUAACUUGGGCAUCUCUGCUGCAAGAGCAAGAUGCAUACAUCGUACAUAUGGAUGUAUCAAAGAUGCCCACUGUGUUCAGUGGCCAUGAGGAUUGGUACCAUUCUCUCUUGGCAACAGACAGCUUUAAAGCAGCAGCAGCCACUGAUGCCAGCAUGGCCACCUUGAAACCAGUUUAUGUCUACACCAAUGCCAUCAAUGGAUUCAGUGCAAUUCUCUCAUCAUCCCAACUUGAAUUGCUCAAGAAGCAGCCGGCAUUCGUCUCCGCAUAUCCGGACAUGGAGGUGACAAGGGACACGACGCACACGUUUGAGUUCCUGAAUCUCAGCCCUGUCUCUGGCAUAUGGCAGGCUUCCAAAUUCGGUGAGGACGUGAUAAUUGGAAUGAUUGACACCGGAGUUUGGCCGGAGAGCAAAAGCUAUGCAGAUGAAGGCAUGCCUGAGGUGCCAAAGAGAUGGAAAGGCCAGUGCGACUCAGGCAUUGGCUUCAGUUCUUCCAUGUGUAAUAAGAAGCUGAUUGGUGCUCGCUACUUCAACAAGGGCCUCAAAGCCAAGGACCCUAACCUCACCAUCUCUAUGAAUUCACCAAGAGAUGUAGAGGGCCAUGGCACACACACCUCAUCCACUGCUGCAGGCAGCCAUGUGGAAGGUGCCUCUUAUUUCGGCUAUGCUGCAGGCACAGCAAGAGGAAUGGCCCCUCGAGCCCGGCUGGCCAUCUACAAGGCCCUCUGGGAAGAAGGCAGAUAUGCUUCUGAUAUCAUUGCUGCAAUUGAUCAAGCAAUUUCUGAUGGCGUGGAUGUUCUCUCCAUCUCUAUGGGCUACGAUCAAAUUCCCCUGCACCAGGACCCAGUAGCCAUAGCUGCCUUCUCAGCAAUGGAGAAGGGUAUCUUUGUAUCUUCUUCUGCUGGCAAUGAAGGGCCAACACUCAGCACCCUGCACAAUGGCACUCCCUGGGUACUGACCGUCGGAGCUAGCACCAUUGAUCGGAAAUUUGGUGCCGUCAUCACCCUCGGCAACGGCGUCACACUUUUCGGCGCAUCUAUGUAUCCAGGGCUGGAUUCUUCACUAACAAGGGUGCCUCUGCUUUACAGUGAGGCUACCAAGGCGUGCAAUUCUAGUGAAUUGCUCAAGAAUGUCGGCCACAAGGUCGUCCUGUGUGAAUUCACUAAGUAUACUACGGUGCAGAUCUCGACACUAGCAUCUUCUAAUGUAGCCGGCAGCCUCUUCAUAGUCAAUAGUUCUUCCGACCUAUCUGAUGUGAUCCGCGAUUUUCCGGGCGCGAUUUUGAAACUUGAGGAUUCAAAAGCCAUUUUCAGCUACAUAGCAAAAAGUAGCGAUCCAGUGGUAACCAUCAGAUUUGGUGGCACAGUCACCGGCACGAGGCCGGCACCUUCCAUAGCGUACUACACUUCAAGGGGACCAUCGCCAAGCACCCCCAUGGUGCUGAAACCAGACGUGGUGGCUCCAGGAUCGCUUGUAUUGGCAUCAUGGACGAUGAAUUCAUCUGUGGUUACUGUCGGCCAGAAGAGCCUGUUUACAGAUUUUAACAUCAUUUCUGGUACAUCAAUGGCCUGCCCACAUGCCUCAGGUGUUGCAGCCCUUCUCAAGUCAGUGCACCCUGACUGGAGCCCUGCCGCAAUCCGGUCCGCCAUGGUCACGACUGCCAGCAUUUUAGACAAUACCCACGAUCCAAUUCGAGAUGGAGGGCAGGCGGCUGCGCCAUUAGCCAUGGGAGCUGGUCAAAUUGACCCCAACAAGGCCAUGGAUCCUGGUUUGGUUUAUGAUGCCGGCCGCGACGAUUAUGUGAAACUGAUCUGCAGCUUGAAUUACACAAAACGGCAGAUUCAGACUAUAACUCGGUCGCCGUCCGACGUCGAUGACUGUGUUGAUAUCGACAUGGACCUGAAUUAUCCAUCUUUUAUUGCUUUCUUCGCUGGCAAACAGCCUCCUAAGGCGAAAACGUUCAAAAGGGUAGUGACCAAUGUUGGUGAUGUGGGUGCUACUUACAGAGCAGAGAUAAAACAGAUGAAGGGUUUUCUGGUGGCUGUAAGCCCAGAUACUCUAGUGUUCCAGAAGAAGAAUGAGAAAGGAUCUUUCGUGCUGACAAUAGAAAAUACAGGCCCUAUGGAGGAUGAUGUUGUCAGUGGCUCAUUGAGUUGGGUAGAAAGCCAGGGAAACCACGUUGUUAGAAGUCCUAUAGUGGCUACUAAGAUAGAUUAUAACCCAUUACAGUAAGAUUAUUUUGUACAUGAAAUUCUCGGGAUAUGAUUGAAGAACUACAAAUUUGAUUAAGCAAAAAAUAUCGAAAGCAAGAUGAAAAAAAUGUGCAGUUCAGUGGAUUACAGAGAUGCAAUAAUCACUUGCGCUUUCUUUCAUAAAAGAGAAUCUCUUAAGUUGAAUAAUACCGUUGAUUUAGUCCCCUUGUAACAUUUUAGUUUUUGAUCGUGCCGGUGGUGGCAGAUGAUCUUAUCUACCGGUAUGAGGUAAUGGAGGAGAGAAACAAAACAAGGACCUCUGAUGGUAUCCACUGGAGAACCUAUGCCAUUAUCUUUGCUCUGAAGUCUAGCAAUUUUAGACGAAGCGCUACCUCCUUUUUUUUUUCUCUUUUUUUUUCCCCUGUUCAGCAUGCAUUCAGCACCACUUAGACUCUGUCUCUCCAAAUAUGUCUCCUAGCCAUGUGUUUUCCUUUUAAGUAAUUUCUCACGAACUGGCCCAUAUAAAUAAAUGCAAAAAGUUUGAGAAAGUACUAAUGAAAAAGUUAUAAAAAAAUCUGAUGUCUAUCAAAUUUCACGAUUCUAGAAAGUUAGACCAUCAAACUUUUUUAACACUUGGUCCUAUACUUGUUGAGAUUAAUGCGGAUAAAAAUAAGAAGACUUUGUCUCUUUCCCCCUCUCCCUAUCUUUCUAUAUUCAUCUAAGAAAAUGCGUAGAAAUUUGAGUCAUUCCUUAAAGUUGUCCAUGUGCCUCUUCAUGAGUGCUCUGGACCCAUUCUAGUGGCGACCUGAUCUUCCUCGAAUCUGCAAGUGGGUUAGAUAUAGACUUGGUUUUUGCCAUUGUUGGUUUUAUUGAAUCCGAUUUUGGCCCAAUUUCUUAUGUAUUUACCUAUCCCAAUUGACCGCCUAUCUUGUACAAAUCAUGACCAACAACUAUGAUUUUAUUCUGUACAAUCACAUUCCUGGCCAAAAUGACAGAGUGCAAGCAGAAGUUCAACGUUUGCGGAGAUGAAUAACUUAAUUGUAUGAGUUUCUUGAGAAAAUACCUUUGUAGAUUGCCUAUUAGUUCACUUGAUUAAGACUUCAAAGUAAUCGAAGGAGGCAGUGUGUUCUUGAUCAAAGCCUUGUUCCUGAAAGUGAAUGCUGGCUUGUCCACUGGCCUCUUUUUUUCUUUUCCUCUUGCUCACCCCAUGCAUCCGGUGUGGCACAGAGAGGCGGGGGAGGCUCUCUAAAUCCUCCGACGCCUCCUGUAGCCGGUGGGCUUGCUGUUGCUGGGCGGCGUGAGCCUGGUAGAGCGCCGGUGACAGGAGGGGGAGCCGUCGAGGAAGGGAGACGAGCGCGAGAAGGAGACAGUUCCAGGAAAAGGGGGAAAAAGUUA
Nymphaea colorata (pocket water lily) is the source of this 4279-nucleotide messenger RNA. RefSeq names its product subtilisin-like protease SBT3. Lineage: Eukaryota; Viridiplantae; Streptophyta; Magnoliopsida; Nymphaeales; Nymphaeaceae. The record is from RefSeq and is a predicted model, not a curated record. Gene Ontology annotation, biological process: proteolysis. Gene Ontology annotation, molecular function: serine-type endopeptidase activity. The transcript has a single exon. Bases 624 to 2924 code for a protein of 766 amino acids.